Molecule: messenger RNA, 2953 nt
Organism: Pistacia vera
Lineage: Eukaryota; Viridiplantae; Streptophyta; Magnoliopsida; Sapindales; Anacardiaceae
Exons: 5
Coding region: 256-2535 (759 amino acids)
Molecular function (GO): DNA binding; protein dimerization activity
Source: RefSeq, a predicted model, not a curated record
GAAACGGUACGAGUAGAACAACGUACAUUAUCUUCUCUAUGCCAUCGUUAACCCGAGUCUCCGGCACUUCACACCCCGAAACAACAUUAGUAAAUGGCUUAAAACUUUUAAAUAUCGCCGAAAUUCACCUCUUACCGGAUCGGAAGUUUGUGUUUCACGAUUCGGACGGUAGGUGUUUCAGAUCCAAUUCUUCGGAGGCGGAUUCCGAUAUUUCGGCGUCUAGCGAAAUUUCUCUUUUCCGAAUAUUGAUAGCUUAUGGUGGAAACUCAAGAAUUAAUUGACACUUUUCCAGCUAUGCAACACAAGGAUAACAAAGGUUUAACACCCCCUCGAGCGACAGAUCCUGGCUGGGCACAUGGAACCAUGGUGAAUGGGGGUAGGCAGAAGAUUAAGUGCAAAUAUUGUCAUAAAGUUUUUCUUGGGGGUGGAAUCUCCAGACUAAAGCAACAUUUGGCUGGUGAAAGGGGAAACGUAGCUCCAUGUGAAGAAGUACCUGAUGAGGUUAAACUACAAAUUCAACAACAUUUAGGUUUUAAAGUUCUGGAAAAGCUAAAAAGGCAGAAAGGUUUAAAAAGUGGCAAGAACUCUUUUGUACCACACUUUGAGGGUAUGGAAGAAGGAGAUGAUGAUGACGAUGCAUUGCGAACUGAGAAGCCGCCUUCUGUGCAGGGCACUAGCAGGAGAAGGGGAAAACAGAUUGUGGAAGGAACCUCCAAGCGAACAAAGAGACGUAAACAGCAAAAGUUUCCAACUGCUACACCUCUUGUUGCUCAACCUCUUCAUCAGAAUUUUGCUUCACAAGAGAGCAUCAAUGAAGCUGAUAUGGCUGUUGCAAGAUUUAUGUAUGACGCUGGCUUACCAUUCUCUGCUUCAAAUUCUUAUUUCUUUCAACAGAUGGCUGAUGCUAUUGCUGCCGUGGGUCCGGGUUAUAAGAUGCCUUCUUAUCACUCUUUGAGGAGUAAAUUGUUGAACAGAAUUGUUCAGGAUGCAGGGGCAUACUGUGAAGAACUGAGAAAGACUUGGGAGGUGACAGGAUGUUCAGUCCUAGUUGAUAGGUGGAUGGACAAAACAGGUCGUACAGCAUUCAAUUUCUUUGUUUAUUGCCCCAAAGGAACCUUGUUCCUCAAAUCUGUUGAUGCAUCAGACAUCACAAAAUCUUCUGAAGCGCUUCUGAAUUUGUUUGACAGCAUUGUUCAAGGAGUUGGGCCUAAGAAUAUUGUAAAUUUUGUGACUGAUACUUCACCAAUUAGUAGAACUGCAGGAAAACUCUUAAUGGACAAAUACAGAACAUUUUUCUGCAGCACAUGUGGAGUGCAAUGUAUUGACAGGAUGCUUGAAGAAAUUGGAAGAAUGGAUGAAGUGAAUGAGAUUUUAGUAAAGGCUAAAAGAAUAACUCAGUUCAUAUAUAACAAUGCUUGGGUCCUCAAUUUAAUGAGAAAGAAAACAGGUGGAAGGGAUAUUCUCCAGCUUUCAGUUACACGGUUUACUUCCAUCUUUCUAACACUAGAAAACAUUGUAUCUUUGAAGGACCAUCUCCAUCAAGUGUUCACUGGUACAGCCUGGAUACAGUCAAGUUUCUCUAAGCAAAGAGGAGGGGUUGAGGUGGCAGAAACCAUUGUAGACCCUAUCUUCUGGUUACAAAGUGACCAAAUUCUGAAGGUCACCAAGCCUUUACUUUCAUUUUUACAUCUUAUGGACUGUGAAGAGCGACCAUCUGUUGGUUACAUAUUUGAUGCUAUGGAAAAAGCAAAGAAGACCAUCAUUAUGGCAUUUGACAAUGAUGAAUCAGAAUUCAUGCCAUAUUUCAGGGUUAUUGAUCUUAUUUGGCAGGAAGAAUUCCAUAGCCCUCUUCAUGCAGCUGCUUACUAUCUCAACCCAUCUGUAUUCUACAAAGCUAAUUUUUCCUCUAACAAAGUCAUCCAAAAAGGAUUACUAGACUGCAUUGAAACCUUAGAGCCUGAUAUAUCUUCUCAAGUUACGAUUACAAGCCAAAUAAAUUCAUAUGAGGAAGCAGUGGGAGAUUUUGGCCGACCUGUGGCUUUACGUGGUCGAGAGUCAUUGGCCCCAGCUACUUGGUGGUCUCUGUAUGCAGCUGAUUACCCUGAAUUGCAACGGUUAGCUGUCAGGAUAUUAAGUCAAUCCUGUAGCAUCAUCAGAUGUGGAAGGAGUUGGAGUAUGUUUGAACGUAUAUAUUCAAAGAAAAGGAAUCGGUUGGAACACCAGAGGUUGAAUGAUCUCUUAUUUGUUCACUACAACCUGCAACUCCAGCAGAGGAGAGCAGAAGGAGUUAAAGCCAGGAGUUCAAAAGAAACACUUGAUCCUAUAUGCUUAGAAGCUAUGGAUGCAAACAUUGGAGAUUGGGUGGAGGACAUGGGAUCCGUGGAGGGUGAGGAUCUGAGCUGGAUGGAUGUAACAGUACCCUGUGAGCAGACAUUGGUUCAUCAUGAAGUGAAAAAUAUGGAUGAUUCCAUUGACAGUUCGGAGGAGAGAAGCAGUGAUGGCACCAAAGGUAUUGAUGAAAGUGAUGAUUUAUAGUGCCUUUAAUUUUUUAAUCUCUUUAGGAAACAAAAAAGUUGUAUUAAGCAGUUAGGUGCUUUAUACAAUGUUUGAAUGUGAUUAUGAUUAUAUUUUCAUUCUAGUGUAUCUUGUUGUGCAUUGCUUAAUUUACUGAGCAAUCCUGAUGCUUUUUAGUGGAGUUAACCAGAAACUUGUACAUUGAAAGCUUUCACUUUGACUUGAAACAAAAGCGUGUUGUUGUAUAUAUCUUUACUAAGACACUAACUAGUACCUUUUAUGCUGUCAAGUUUAAUUUUUGUUGAUCUUGUACUUAAACAUUAUCCAGUUUAUCUUUAAAGAUGGACUCUUUGUCUAGCUCUUGUUGGUUAAACUGAAAAGAAAAGGAAAACAAAAAAUUGGAAAAGGAAGAAUUGUUAUAAAAUUGAUAUCAUGUGUU